AUGGCUUUCGAGCUUGACCGAUUACUCUUCGUCCAUGCAUUUAUAGUGUUAUUACACGUAGUAGCAUUUGUGGUGUCCUCCAAACCACAAGUCCCAUGCUACUUCAUUUUUGGAGACUCCUUGGUCGACAGUGGCAACAACAAUAAAUUGAAAACAAAGUGUAAAGUCAAUUACCCGCCAUAUGGGGUCGAUUUUCCUCAAGGUAAUACCGGCAGGUUUACGAAUGGUCGAACCUCAGCAGAUAUCAUCGGUCAACUUCUAGGCUUUGAUAAGUUCAUUCCAUCAUAUGCUACUGCAACUAACAAAGAAAUCAGCAUUGGAGUAAACUAUGGCAGUGGUGGUAGUGGGAUUCGGAAAGAAACGGGAAGUCAUAUGGGUGAUCGCUUCAGCAUGGAUAGGCAAUUACUUCAUCACAAGUCCAUAAUUUCACGAAUUUCACACUUGAAAAAGAAUACAAAAUUCCUAAGAAAAUGCAUCUACAUUGUAAAUAUAGGAAGCAACGAUUACAUCAACAACUACUUCAUGCCCGACCUUUACAAUACAAGCCACAUGUAUACCAAGCGUCAAUACGCAAAAGUACUUAUAAACCAAUACUCUGGACAACUAAAGACUUUGUAUAGUUUGGGGGGCAGGAAGAUUGCGGUGUUUAGUCUGGCUCCUAUUGGGUGUAGCCCAAUUUUUAUAAACAAAUUUGGCACAUAUGGCAAACCGUGCGUACAAAAGAUGAAUGAGGCAGUUACAUUAUUCAAUGAUAGGCUUAAAGCUCUUGUUCAUACACUUAACCAUAAGAAAUCAGAUGCAAAAUUCACCUUCAUCAACCUUGGGAGCAUUUUGUCACCUCUAGGAGAUGUGCCCAUGCCAAAUUCUCCAUGUUGUCUAGUAAGAAAAGAUGGACAAUGCAUUCCAAAGUCGAUUCCUUGCCCUAUGCGGUCUGUCUCUAUUUUCUUUGAUGGUUUACAUCCAACAGAAGUUUCGAAUAACAUCAUUGCAACAAGAUCAUAUUCUGGAGUUUCACAAAAGGACGCCUCCCCAUAUGAUAUAAGCCAAUUAGCUCAACUUUAA
Molecule: messenger RNA, 1062 nt
Organism: Lactuca sativa (garden lettuce)
Lineage: Eukaryota; Viridiplantae; Streptophyta; Magnoliopsida; Asterales; Asteraceae
Product: GDSL esterase/lipase At1g29660
Molecular function (GO): hydrolase activity, acting on ester bonds
Source: RefSeq, a predicted model, not a curated record